Messenger RNA from Mytilinidion resinicola, 1590 nucleotides. RefSeq lists its product as uncharacterized. The record is from RefSeq and is a predicted model, not a curated record. Lineage: Eukaryota; Fungi; Ascomycota; Dothideomycetes; Mytilinidiales; Mytilinidiaceae. The transcript is spliced from 3 exons. Bases 38 to 1267 code for a protein of 409 amino acids.
UAUCCCCAGAUUUCCGACGUCUGUAACUUCCACGGCCAUGCCCAAACAGUCAAAAGUCUCUCGUCCAAGCAGCUUCGAGCUGCUCCCAGCCGAGCUCCGCCAAUAUGUCUAUUCGUACCUCGGAUUCCCCUUGAUGCGUAAAAUCAUCUACGAGAGCUUUCCAUGGUGCAACCCGGAGGCAGCGUCGACGAUCCUGAAGUCUGUGAGCCUUCACACACCAGAACUGAUGGCGCUCAGCCGAGCGUGGUUUGACGUGCUGCACCCUGAAACUGGCGAACUCCACCCAUACAGCGUAGUCGAGCACGAAGCACUCCCCGAACUUCGCGCGGUCGUGUGCCUGAACACGUUCUUCGCCAUGGACAUUUGGUCCCUCUUCCUGACCAACGUCGAAGCCAUCUUUGACUUCCCUCUGGGAAACAAGCUGUGGCGAGGCAAAAGAAAGCACUGGAAUUUCCCUUCUGCCCAAUGGACCCUCUCCCCAUUCCCAUUCCAAGUCAUGGCAUCCAUCACCCUCACCGACGAAAUCGGCUCGACGUCUAACUACUCCUACUCUCACCACUCGAAGCCUUUGCACGAGACAGACAUCGUCAAGGAAUCGCAUAAAGGCCGACUUGCUAAGCUCAGUCUUUCCAUCCGCUACGUCGCUCAGCACUGUCCGAAUCUGCGCUCUUUGACUCUACACCCACACCACCAUUCUCUAAACAAGAGUAGGCUCUCUGGCGUCGACGUCAUCGUGUUUAGUCUCAGAGAGCUCGUCCGCAAGCUCCCGCGGUUGCAAAGCGUUGGGAUGGAGUUCGUCUGCUGUCAGCUGAGUGCGAACGAAGAAUCCGAUACCCGUCGCGAGAACGACGAGUCUGGAGACCACUUACUCAAGAUCCUCCUUCACCCCAUCGCUAUUCCGUUCACCUUCAAACCCCACUCGAUCCCGGAGUAUCUCAGAGAAGAUGCCAUCGCGGACUGGGCUACAGACGUGCUAAAAAGCAUGCGGAAGCAGGAAUGUGAGCGAGAUGAAGCGCUGUUGGAUAUGCGGAGACGCGAGUGCGAGCGCGGACCACAGAGCGACAGUAAGUAUCAGUGUCGGUGCGGACAUCGAUGCGAGGAGCGUGAACGCCAGGCGCAUUCUGGGGCUCAAUGGCGUGAGGAGAAGAAGGUUGCAGCGGAGAAAGUGGGGGAGGAAAAGGUAAAGCUGAAUGAUUGGGGGAUGAAGGUUGGAGAACUGGACGGGGCUUGGUGGCCAGGUGUUGCCACAGAACCUGGAGAGGGAUGAUAGAUGCUAUUGGGGCGAGUGGUGUGUGUGUGUUGAGGCUUUCUUGCGUUAGAUCCCUUGCAUUCUAUUCCUUCAAAGGUUGCUAGGUUUGAAGAUGAUUAGACGUCAUCGGCAAGAGCUGGAACGGAGAGACGAAAUCUCGACUCAUUCGGCCGUCGGCUGAAGGGCCUUAGCGUUGGAGCUCAUAGACUGUUCUUUUCUAUAAUCUUUGUCGGAGUUGAAGAGAAGUAGAGGGCGUGGUUUUUUUUACAGUACUUCAAAGCUUUAGAUAUCAUCGGUAGAGACCGGCUUAGAUGGAUCAGAUAGAUAGGAAUAGCUCAAGC